Kwoniella shivajii is the source of this 3246-nucleotide messenger RNA. RefSeq lists its product as uncharacterized. Bases 1 to 3246 code for a protein of 1081 amino acids. Gene Ontology annotation, molecular function: helicase activity; ATP binding; RNA binding. Gene Ontology annotation, cellular component: intracellular anatomical structure; catalytic step 2 spliceosome. NCBI's taxonomy places the organism in Eukaryota, Fungi, Basidiomycota, Tremellomycetes, Tremellales, Cryptococcaceae. The record is from RefSeq and is a predicted model, not a curated record. The transcript has 8 exons.
AUGGACAUCAAAACAUAUAUCAGUGACAAUGUUGUCCGGGUUCUCGGCUCGUCGGAUAACGCAACAGUCGAUUAUGUUCAUUCCUUGGCGUUGUCAUCGAAAACUCCUGGUGAUCUCUAUCAUGCCCUUUUAACAACUGGUCUUUCCGAUUCUGCCGACACGCAGGAGUUUGCCACUCAGGUGCAUGCUUUGAUACCUCGAAAGACGAAACCAAAAGUCUCCAAACCUGAAAAAGUGGCCGCGUCACAGAAGUUCGCAUUAUUGAUGGACGAAGAUGCAGGUGCUUCUUCCUCGGGUAGCUCGAGUCGGAAAGAGAAGAAAUCCAAGAAAGGAAAGGAAAAAGAGAGGGAGACGGAAAAGGAUGGAGGAGCCGUAAAACACAGUCGUUCGGCCAGAAAGCGGGAUACAGAGGGAAAUUGGGAAUCAGACGAAGAAGAAAAGGAGAAAGAAGCCAAAAGAUUACGAUUACUUUCUCCACCACGAACUGGAGAUGGAGAAGAGGACGGCGAUGAUGAACCUCGGAUAGAAGAAACAGAAGAAGAGAGAUUGGAAAGAGAACGCAGAGAAGAUUUGGCGGAAAGAGAUGCUUUUGCCGAAAGAAUGAAAGAGAAAGAUAAAGAUAGGACAAAGAAACUGGUUACUGAUAGAUCAACGAAAUCUGUUGGUGGAUUAGAAGCCGAGAAAAGAUCUGCUCUAGCAGAUGAUGCAGUAGCUAGAAAAGCUGCCAUAGAAGAUCUGCGUCUACAUUCGAGACAAGAAUAUCUCACGAAAAGAGAACAACAAAGGUUGGAUUUGCUCAAAAUGGAAAUUGAAGAUGAGAAAAUCUUGUUCCGUAAUCAGAAAAUGUCCAGACGGGAAGAAGAAGAAUUUGAACGUAAGAAAGAAUUAAUCAAGAUCAUGGAAGCAAGACAAAGAAUAGAUGAUGGGACAGAUGGAUAUAUGAUGCCUGAUGAUUACAUUACUGAACAAGGUAAAAUCGAUCAAAAGAAAAGGAAAAAUGCUUUAUACCAAAGAUACGAAGAUAGUAAACCUGUUGAAGGUCAAUUCAUAACAGAUGUAGAUCAGUGGGAAGCGAGUCAAACGGAUCAUUCAAGUCUAAGGACUGGUGCUUUGGAUAAGGAAAUAUUAGUGGAAGAAUUCGAUUAUGUCUUUGAUGAAACUCAGGAAAUCAAAUUCUUACAAGAAGGUAAUUUGGAAGGUACUUUAACAGCAGAAGCUCAGGCUAUAUUAGAUCAAGUAGAUCAAUUGGAGAAAAAAGCUCAAAGCAUACAGGAAACAAGAAAUUCUCUACCCAUUUACGAAUUUCGAGAUGAACUUUUAGAAGCAAUAGCAGAACAUCAAGUUCUUGUCGUUGUAGCUGAGACCGGUUCAGGUAAAACCACUCAACUUCCUCAGUAUCUCUAUGAAGCUGGAUACUGCAAGAAUGGGAUGAAAGUCGGUUGUACACAACCUCGUCGAGUGGCAGCAAUGUCAGUCGCUGCUCGUGUGGCUGAAGAAAUGGGUUGCAGACUGGGUCAAGAAGUUGGAUAUUCAAUCAGGUUCGAAGAUAUGACAAGUGAUAAAACAGCUUUAAAAUACAUGACAGAUGGUAUGUUGUUGAGAGAAUUCUUAACGGAUCCCGAAUUAUCGACGUAUUCUGCUUUGGUCAUUGAUGAGGCGCAUGAGAGAACUUUGAGUACGGAUAUUCUGUUUGGUCUGAUCAAGGAUAUCGCCCGGUUCCGACCAGAAUUACGAUUACUAAUUUCGAGUGCUACUUUGAAUGCGCAGAAGUUCGCAGAUUUCUUUGACCAAGCACCGAUCUUCGAUGUGCCCGGUCGAAGAUACCCAGUCGACAUGUUUUACACCAAGCAACCUGAAGCAAACUACAUGCACGCUGCCGUCACGACCAUUCUUCAAAUCCAUACCACUCAACCCAAAGGCGAUAUCCUGCUGUUCUUGACUGGUCAAGACGAAAUCGAAGCAGCUGAAGAGAACCUGAAAGAGACGAUGUAUGCUCUUGGAGAUAAAGUACCUGAACUCAUAAUCGCACCCAUUUACGCCAAUUUACCGAGUGAAAUGCAGUCGAAAAUCUUUGAGCCCACGCCAGAAGGCGCGAGAAAGGUCGUCUUGGCUACGAAUAUUGCUGAGACAUCCAUCACCAUCGACGGUGUAGUCUAUGUCAUUGAUCCUGGUUUCGUGAAACAGAACAACUAUAACCCCAAAACUGGAAUGUCGUCCUUGGUCGUUGAGCCUAUAUCAAGAGCUUCUGCACAGCAAAGAGCAGGUAGGGCAGGACGAGUAGGAGCUGGUAAAGCGUUCAGGCUGUACACCAAAUGGGCUUUCAAAAAUGAAUUACUUCAAGAUACUAUACCAGAAAUCCAAAGGACAAAUCUUGGUACCGUCGUAUUGAUGCUCAAAUCACUGGGUAUAAAUGAUGUACUCAAUUUCGAUUUCCUGGAUAAACCCCCAGCAGAAACUAUCAUCAGAUCGUUCGAACUGCUUUAUGCGCUAGGAGCUUUAAAUCAUAAAGGUGAACUCACAAGAUUAGGUAGAAGAAUGGCAGAAUUCCCUGUGGAUCCCAUGUUAUCCAAGGCCAUCAUCAACAGUGAGAAUUUCAAGGUUACUCAUGAGGUUUUGACGAUAAUUUCGAUGUUACAAGAAUCAGGGUCAUUACUAUAUCGUCCGAAAGAUAAACGAGUUCAUGCCGACAAAGCACAUAAAAAUUUCAUUAAAACAGGUGGUGACCAUUUCACCCUAUUAAACAUAUUUGAACAAUGGGUAGAAAGUAAUUACUCCCAACAAUGGUGUCAUGAGAAUUUCAUCCAAUUUAAAUCACUUGGUAGGGUGAGAGAUAUCAGGGAUCAAUUAGCACAAUUAUGCGAUCGUGUAGAAGUAGUAAUAGAAAGUACGCCAAAUGAGGUCGUUCCGGUACAAAAAGCCCUCACUGCAGGAUAUUUCUAUAAUACGGCACGAAUCGAUAAAGGAGGGGGUUAUAGAACUACUAAGAAUAAUCAUUCAGUCUAUGUUCACCCUUCGUCUUGUUUACUUGGAAUGCAACCUCCGCCACGAUUCAUCCUCUACUACGAGCUGGUACUGACUUCCAAGGAAUACAUGAGGCAAUGUAUGCCGAUCGAGGGAUCUUGGUUAGCUGAACUUGCUCCCCAUUAUUUCAAUAAAAACGAAAUUGAUCAAAUGCUAGGAAGCGCAAGUAAAGUGAAAAUGCCAAAAGCCAUUGAUCAACCUAAAGUCGGACCGGUAAAUCCUUAA